AUGGUAACAUGUUCGGUGCUGUCAUUGUUUAAAAACCCAUCAACCCGUGCUGAAACCCUUAGCUUCAGGGUGGAGCCCAAUUGCCAAAUUAUAGGUUCAUUCAAUGGGCUGCUAUGUUUGUAUGAUUAUGAUGGAGAUUUCAGAUUAUGCAACCCUUCUACCAGAUUGACAUCCAAGAAAUCGCCUCACUCAUUUUGGUCGAGACAGGAUAUAACUCAUUUUGGCUUUGGUUAUGAUCAAGUUAAGGACAAGUACAAGGUGCUAAUAGCUAUCAGGGCUCUUAAUAUGACCAAAGUUCAUACCUUUGGAACUAAUUCUUGGACAACGAUUCAAAAUCCCAUAUUUUCUGAAAGUGGGGAUAAAGAAGGUAAAUUCGUGGGAGGUACUAUGAACUGGUUGAAUAAGAGAACAGGUAGUUAUGGUAAUUGGGCGAUUGUUUCCUUUCAUAUGGAGAAAGAGACUUAUAGCGAAGUGUUGCUACCUCCUAAACAUGAUGGUGGCAACAAGCAUGUGCUGGACGUCUUGAGUAAUUGUCUUUGUUUUCAUUACUUUGACGAAAGUCACUGGGUUCUGUGGUUGAUGGAAAAGCAGGAGUCUUGGACUAAAUUGAUGUUGAUUCCUCAUAACAGGAUUUGUAAUUUUAGGCUUUUUUUCCACCCUUUGUGCAUUUCAGGAAAUGGUGAUGUUCUAGCAAAAUGUUUAGAUCCCCAAUUAGUUCUGUAUAACGCAAACAAGGGCACAUAUAAUUAUCCUAAACUCAGGGGAUGGUUUAGGCCUGAUAUGCAUAUUUACCAUGAGAGUUUAGUUUCACCAUGA
Lotus japonicus is the source of this 816-nucleotide messenger RNA. RefSeq names its product F-box/kelch-repeat protein At3g23880-like. Bases 1 to 816 code for a protein of 271 amino acids. The record is from RefSeq and is a predicted model, not a curated record. The transcript has a single exon. Lineage: Eukaryota; Viridiplantae; Streptophyta; Magnoliopsida; Fabales; Fabaceae.